Parus major (Great Tit) is the source of this 4184-nucleotide messenger RNA. RefSeq names its product ciliary associated calcium binding coiled-coil 1 (gene CABCOCO1). The record is from RefSeq and is a predicted model, not a curated record. The transcript is spliced from 10 exons. NCBI's taxonomy places the organism in Eukaryota, Metazoa, Chordata, Aves, Passeriformes, Paridae. The coding region runs from base 460 to 1254 and encodes 264 amino acids.
GCUGGUUCUUGAACUCAGUGCCUGAUAACUGGCUCACUGCUGCCCACAAUCUGCUCCUCUCCAAGGUGGGCUUCUCUACUCAAGAAAUGUUCUCUUGGACUGUCUAUCAUCUUCCAACUGAAGAUCCCAAAGCACAUGGCCCAUUUUAUGCCUCCCAACACUCAGAAUGUAUAUAGAAUUAGCACAUCAUCACACAAAUGAUCCAUGGCGGGUUCAGUCCAGGAAGGAAUCAAAUUUAAAAGGAAACUGCAUGUGCGCAAUUUGAGAUUUUUAAAUGGGAGCUUCUGCUAGAAGGCUUAUAGAAAAAUCCUGGCACAUAUUGAGGAUGAAGUCCAAGAUCAGGAUGAAAUCCAAGAUCAGGAUGAUGUAGGUGGAAAACAGAUUACUAAUAGGACAUUUAUUUCUCUUUCCCAAAUUAUUGCCUUGUCAGAAGAAAAUCUGGAAGGAGUUGAAAAGAAGAUGGAAGAAUUUCUGAAUCUUACACAAAUAAAGACAUCUUUGAAAGAAGCUAUUUUACUAGAUUAUUAUACUGCAGGAUUUUGGUGGGCUAGAGAAAUGAACUUCAGUCUUAUGCAACUCUCAGGAUUCAUGGAUCUAUUAAAUUUCACCUUGGAGAACCUCAGCAGCAAACAUAUGACCUUGGGAGAUAAUUUAAAAGAACUUGAAAGAGCAUUGGCUGGAAUAGGAGAAACUGAGUCAGCAGAAAGAGGUGACCUGAAUUUAUUCAGCAUUGAGCAAGCCAAAGCAAUCAUUGAUUACUUGGUUGCCAGUGUAUUUAAAAACUAUAAAGCGUAUGAAUACCUCUUCCAUAGUCGUGGAGAAGAACCUGUGAUAAGUAAUGAGAAUGAGAUUGAACUUGACCAACCUGCAGUUUCCCCCUCAGCUUCAGCGACAGAAUCUCAGGGGUCUGACAAGGGGGAUUACCUGCAAGAGUCCUGUCCAGAGGGAGCAUCUUCUGAGGUGGAUGCUGUAGUUGGAGUUGCUGCUGAAGAUGAGAAGUCUGCAGUGUGUGAAAUCCCAAAUGAAAUUAUUGGCAACCUUGAGGGGCUGCUCCUGGUGGGCGUAGCGCUGAGCAUGCAGCCAGAAGGGUCAUUCCCAUGUUCUCAGCAGGAAGUGGUCCCACAGCUAAGAACAACACCCAGUAGCUGUGCCUGGGCACCAAGAGCCUGGGUGUGUUCUGAAGAGUGGAUGUGCAGUGUGGGCAUGGAGCACCUGCAAACCAAUGGUUCACUGUUUGAAGGGUUCACUGUUUGAAGGGGACAGAGCAUUUUCUCAUGAACUGAGAAAAAUUCUUCCCCUGGUGCAUGAUAAGGAGAAGUAAGGUCUGUAAUGAUUCACUUUCAAGGUCUCUUGAUUGUUGUUUCCAGUGCUAGCCAGAGAAUUAGUGAGAGCUUCCUUUCAGCUAUUAAAAGCUGACUGUUCUGCUUUGAACACUGAAGGAAUUAGUGAAGCAUUAUUAGUUUUAACUUUAAAAAAAUAUUUUGAUUCCUGGUUAUGUCCUUUCUUAGUUUAUUCCUAUGAAAUGUGACUUUUUUGUUAACAAAACUUUCUGAAGUCAAAAUGUCCUUUAUUUUGAUACAUAAAUCCAUCUCUCAAGACAUAAUGCUAAUGUCACUGUUUCCCUAGUUUUGAACUCAAAGGUGAGAACAGAACUUUUGAAGAGAGCUAUCCAUAUAACAAAGAGUAUUUUAAAUACUUUUCAGUGUAAAUGUGUUAUUGGCAAUUUAGCAUUGUUUAGCACUUCAAACCUAAAUCUGAGGGCUGCAACAUCCCUGCUGUAGUGCUAAACAGAAAGGGACUAACUGUGGUUUAUAUUAAGACCAAUGCUAAACAAAGACUUUUGCCCAUAGCUCUUUCUCUCCCAGAUUUUGUAGAACCUCUUGGAAAUUUUAAAGUGCUUUGAAGAUAAGAAAUAGUAUAAGAACCUCAAAUUUUACUGUGAUGAUUUGUUAGCAGUCAGUCUUAGAACAUAUGCAUAACAGCUGAGAUAGUACAGAAAUCUAGUGAGUGAAGUCCAAACCCCACAAACCAUAUUUGUAACCAACUUUCUGCUGAACUAAAUAAUGCACCCAUUAAAGAGUAGACCUUGGGAUUUUUGGGGAGUGGGAAGGAGGAUGGUUAGGAGACUGAGGGAGGGAAGACGAGUAAAAGGUAGACAUAGCAUCUCUGUAAGCAGAGUGUGAGUUCUGACACAGCAUAUGAACAUCGAAUUGAAGAAUUCUUUAAUGUCUUCAGAAUGUUAAUAUGAAAUGCAAAACAUCAUACUUUGGAUAGAUGGGUAGGAACAAAAUGUUCAGAUGCAAUAUGGUGCAUUAGGAACAGCCUCCAUUCUGUAUUCCUGGCUUUCCCAUUGGUUUAAAUCAGGCUUGCUGUUUCUCCAGUCUCUCAUGUCAUGUGGAGUUACUGCUGUAGUCAUCUCUAAAAAUAAUUAUGCUGUCAUUCCUGGGACCUACACUUGAGGCUUUGAUAUUACUAUCUUUGAGGUUUUUUGGGUUUUUUGCCACAUUGUUGAUCUAGCACAGUUCUUUACAAUGCAUAUACAUAGCAUAGUUCCUAACAGUUUCCCACCCUACAGAGCUCUCGAUUUAAAGCAGAUAGAUCUUGUAGAAAUGAAGGGAAGAUGUUUUGUGUUCUACCUUGUCUUCCAGAGAAGUGGUGGGCUUCCAGGGGCAGAGGACAGAUGAAACAGUAUAGUUUCUCCUGUAUAAGGUAUAAUAGUGAUGCUUUUUAUCAUCUUCAUGGCAAAAUCUUUGUCUUUACUAGAAUUUAAUAAUGAGACAGUGAACAACUAGUAAUUAUCCUCUGGUAAAAGAAAAGCUCUAUUUUCAGACAGCGCUUUUUUGCAUUACACUGACAGUGUGAUGGAAGUUUAGAUGGAAAGCAGCUUUUCUAGGAAGAAGCUGGCUUGAAAAUUAUGGGAAAGGAGACAAAAAAAGAAGACAGUUUUUUACCUGUUUUACAGUAUUUUGUCAUGAUCUUUUUUUCUCAAGCCUUUCUUCUCUUCUUUUGCACCAAAUUUUGAUUUGAAUUUGAAAAUAUCCACACUGCUUCUUUCCUAAAAUUGUAACUGCCAUUCGUAGAAAAAUUGUUUUCCCAGAAAAGCCACUGUGAGUAGGCUUCAAAUAUAGCUUUUCACAAGUGUGAAUAAGACAUUUUCUUAAAUAACCUACACUGCCAACCUGACCACAAAACAUGGAGAAAGUUGGCUCUGUCCUGUUUCAAUCAGGCUCUUCAGCACAUGAUCCAGCUGACCACUCAAACAUAUUCAUCCAGAUGGGUGUGUUGUACUUACCUGAAAAGCCUCUGGAGCACAGGUUUGGCCUUGGGUUGACCCAGAAGGAUGUCAAAGAGAACCACAAAAUUCUGCCAGCUGGCACUCUAGGGACGGCUUUGUGUUCAAGGUGAAAUCCCCUCUGCUUCUCCCCUACCCUUCACAAGGAAGAGACAGCAGUGAAAAAACACUGUGCUGCUUGCCACAAGCAGCUCCAAACUUAAUGUUUGGAAUGAGCAUUUCAGCCCAUUUUGUUGUGGCAUUUUGAGUGUGCAAAGCAAGCUUCAGGCUCUAGCAGUUCUGGAUUCAGAUCACAUGUACCAAAUGGAAAAAAAAAAUAAAAAUAAUCAAAGGAUAGCUGCAGUGACUCAUGUAAUUGCGAGUCCCAUUCAGAUGGAGAGCCUUAAACAGGAUGUGGAACUACUAAUGCUGAAGAAAGAACGGAAUGUAAAAUAUUUCCAGAGUAGAAACAACCUGACAUUUUACAUAGUAGACUGCUUUAAACACAGUAGUGCUACUUUAAAGCCUGUGCUCUUGUUGACUCAACAGAGCAUGCACUAAACAGAAGGUUUGUUCAUGCAGAAUUCCUCACUCACAGAGUUGCCUAGGCCUGCUGGGAGUUGUGUUUAUUUUGAAUGUGUUUUUGAAUGUUUCUGACUCAAAGAACAGAAAAGGAAAAGGUGAGUUUCUACAAGCAUCCCAGCCAGGUAGGGUAGGGGGAACAAGAGGGGAGAUCUGUGUCCUUGACAUCAGGAGGCUCUGAGGAAGAAAGGUCAAAAAAAGUUUUUCUCCUAAAUAAGCAGUGUGUUCCUGGAGAAAGGCUGGUGGAGCUAUUAUCACUUCAGGAUGCUGAUUUGCAUGGUCAUUUGUGAUGGGAGCCUCUGGAGGUUCCUUUCAGCACCUUUUAAGGUGA